Messenger RNA from Paralichthys olivaceus (Japanese flounder), 652 nucleotides. The record is from RefSeq and is a predicted model, not a curated record. NCBI's taxonomy places the organism in Eukaryota, Metazoa, Chordata, Actinopteri, Pleuronectiformes, Paralichthyidae.
GCUGUGUUUCUUCCUGUAGAACGUUCUGCGUAAAGUUCAGCAUCAGGACGCUCUGCAGAUCUCAGACGUGGUCAUGGGUUCUCUGCUCCGCAUGUUCCAGAGCACCGCCGGCUCUGGAGGCGUUCAGGAGGACGCUCUGAUGGCCGUGUCCACGCUGGUGGAAGUCCUGGGCGGAGACUUCCAGAAGUACAUGGAGGCCUUCAAGCCGUUCCUCGCCAUCGGACUGAAGAACUUUGCCGAGUAUCAGGUGUGUCUGGCGGCGGUGGGUCUGGUGUGUGACCUGUGCAGAGCUCUGAUGUCCAACAUCCUGCCGUACUGUGACGAGAUCAUGCAGCUGCUGCUAGAGAACCUGGGGAACGAGAACGUCCACCGCUCAGUGAAACCUCAGAUCCUGUCUGCGUUCGGCGACAUCGCUCUGGCCAUUGGAGGAGAGUUUAAGAAAUACCUGGACAUCGUCUUGGACACGCUGCAGCAGGCGUCACAGGCUCAGGUCGACAAGACGGACUACGACAUGGUGGACUACCUGAACGAGCUGAGGGAGGGUUGUCUGGAGGCGUACACCGGCAUCAUCCAGGGCCUGAAGGGCGACCAGGAGAACGUCCACCGUAAGACACUUAAACUCACUCUGAUCACAUGACCACAACCUUUCGUU